Messenger RNA from Triplophysa rosa, 4139 nucleotides. Its product is annotated as 7 transmembrane receptor domain-containing protein. The record is from RefSeq and is a predicted model, not a curated record. The transcript is spliced from 2 exons. Gene Ontology annotation, cellular component: plasma membrane; neuron projection. Bases 225 to 1358 code for a protein of 377 amino acids. NCBI's taxonomy places the organism in Eukaryota, Metazoa, Chordata, Actinopteri, Cypriniformes, Nemacheilidae. Gene Ontology annotation, molecular function: neuropeptide binding; neuropeptide Y receptor activity. Gene Ontology annotation, biological process: G protein-coupled receptor signaling pathway.
CACAUCACUACCCACUCUCCUCCUGUGAGACAUUUAAAAGACAUUACACACACAGUGCUGCGUGGAAAGCUGGGAACCACAGGGGAUCAUUUAUGGAUCUGUCCAUGUUAAACAUUUCUGUGGAAACGUGGAGAUGAACAAUAUCUCAACUGUGAGGCAACACUGAGGGGGCAACAAAAAAUCUGCACUUUGCUGAAGAUUGGGCUUUUGCGCAGCAGGUAAAAAUGGAUCCUCUUCUGGACCAAGUUUUGGCUGGCUUAAAUGGAACCCUGGGAGCGUCGAAUCGGACAGACCCCCUGGAUAAAUUCUCAGGGACCCAGCUGCUCUUGCGUUUCAAGCCACUCUUUAUUCCCUUCUACGCUUUGGUUGUUGUCGUGGCCGGUGUUGGGAACACUUUCCUCCUAGCCUGCAUUCUGAUGGAUAAGAAGUUGCACAACGCCACCAAUUUCUUCAUUGGAAACCUAGCGGCGGGGGACCUGCUGAUGUGUCUGAGCUGUGUGCCGUUGACUGCCUCAUAUGCGUUUGAUUCACGUGGCUGGGCUUUCGGCCGUCCGAUGUGUCACCUCAUUCCUCUGCUGCAGGGCGCCACAGUCUUUGCCUCUGUGUUGUCCCUCACAGCCAUCGCCAUGGACCGUUAUGUAGUGGUGGCGUUCCCGGUCCGGAGACGAAUCUCAGUUUGGGGCUGCGGCGCAGUGGCGUUGGGUGUCUGGGCGGUUUCGCUGGCCCUCGCCGCUCCUCCAUCGCUCCACACGCGCUACGUGGAUCUGCGGCCGAGUGGCAUGGAGCUGGUGGUAUGCGAGGAGUUCUGGUUGGGUGCCGAGCGCCAGCGCUUGGUAUACUCCUGCUUCUUUUUACUGGCGUCCUACAUGAUCCCCCUGCUGUCUGUCAGCAUCUCCUACUGCGCCAUCAGCGUGCACCUCCGCAAACACACUUUGCCCGGAGAGCCCUCCCAAGGCCAGCAGCGAUGGAGCAAACAACGGCGCAAGACGUUCUCCCUACUGGUUGCCUCCGUGCUCGCUUUCGCCCUCUGCUGGCUGCCGCUGCAGGUCCUCAACCUCCUGCUGGACCUGGACUCUGACUUCCAGAUCGUGGACAAACGCUACGUCAACAUAUUGCAGGUCAGCUGCCACCUGAUAGCCAUGAGCUCGGCCUGCUACAACCCCUUUAUCUACGCCUCGCUGCACAGUAAGGUCCGCAUGCACCUGCGGGGAUACCUGUGCCCCUGCAGGCGCAGCGGGCAGGAGUUUCUAUCUCGCUGUGCCUCCCGUAACCACGCCACCUGUCUGACGCUCAUCUCCGAGGUAGCGGUGAAGGACAGCCAAUCACCUGAGAGCCCCGUCCCUGACAGCUGCCUCUGAAGAUGAGCGGCACAUUGGAAUCAGAAGGGGCACUUAGACAUUAAAGGGGUUUCACAGCACUGAAGUGGUAUUCCUGCCAAUAUUCAAGGUUCUUAUCUGAGAAUGAAGGCUGUGGGUUUUUCUUUCACGAGGACUAGAGAGAACACUUGGGCUCUCUAAGUUGUUUUGAUGUUGCUAUGGACAUUAGUUUUAGGCUCCUUGUACGUCUGCUUAACCUUGAACGAAUAUCUAUGAUGCUAAACACAGAUUUACAAGCUUUGCUAGACAUUUGAAUCACAGCGAGGGGAAAUAACAAAAAGCCAUAACUAUAUGUCUUCAACUACAGGUAUUUGUCACUUUUCUCUAUCUUUCUGUCUCAGACGCGAAGAAAAUACGAGAUGUUUUAGAUCUUGGACGUCUUUCCCAUCACCUCUGACCCUAUCGUAAUAGCGCUUACAGAGUUAGCCGUGAAACAUUGUUCCUUUAGCUCUCACCCGUGUCGGAAAACAAGCAAUGCAGAACUCCUAAACCAUUCACAACUCUCAGAGGAUCACUGCUCCCUGUGAUAUAGAUCAUUGAUCUCAGAAGCUCUCACGCUCGAGUCCAGCAAUCUCAAGAGGUUUCCAGCAAUCUGAGUUCAAUCGAAUGACAGCCUUUCACCUCCUGUAAUGGACUGCACAUUUUGGCAUGAAGCACAGAUGAGAUCUCACGCCGGAACACUCCUACUCCAUCUGAAGACAGAGUUCUGUAAAACGUUCGACAGGGCGAGCUUGACCUUUCGUAACUGACGAGAACUAAAUUGAUGAUAAUUUCACGGGAACAAGUACUAGAUGUUUUGUUAUUAUGUGAUUUUGUCAUUUUCCUCGGAGAGAAGCGAGAAUUGAUGUCUUAGUUUGAGGUUUUUCCAGAGGUGUGAGAUAGACUUAAUUACAAUUUCAUUCACACCGCAAUAUCACUCAGUAAAUCAAUCUGUAUGAUGAAUGCACAACAAUGACCCAAAAGAUUACUCAUAGAACGUCAGUGCGUGUGAACUGAAACUAAGCCAUUAUAAAAAAAAAAAUUUCUUUAAAGUCCCCCUGUAGUUGUGAAAUGUAUCCUUUAAAAGUCAUCUUUGACCAUCAACAUAACAAAUUGAAAUGUUUUUCUGUUAAAUUAUUUCGUCAUGCUCUAAAAUAGCUUAAAGCUACAGUUUGUAAAAACCGCCGCUAGAGGGUGCACGACUGUGAAGGAGCGUGGAAUGAUGCUAUCUGUAGUCUUCAACUCCACCGCUGAUGGCCAUCAAUCAGACGGGUACGAGAAAUCAUGUUAGCGGAUGAGGUAAAGUAAUAAAGUUUUAUAAAUUUUGCGUAUAAUUGUGGUCCAUAAAUAAGUGACUGCUCGAAACAAGCUAGUGGCUUGCUAGAUGCUAGACACUAAUUCCGCAUUUGUCCACGACACUGUUGUCAUGCGGUUUCUACGUCAGUAAAGGCGGUAAAAAAGCGUAACGCGGAUAUGACGCCAUUGACAGGCGACUGCACAGCCCGUGUCACUAUUUAGAAUGGUGAUUUUCUCAUGAUUUACAAGUAGUUGGAAACAUUUGAGAUAUUGUAAGUACAAAUUAUAUAACACUGGCCUAAUGGUUUUUUGAUAUUUUGAAAAAAAAUUCAAAAUUGUUACAAACUGCACCUUUAAUGUAACUCUUCAUUUAGUAUGCAUGGCAUAAUUAAUAUGCAAAUUAGUCUCCGCCUCCACUCAUUCACACCAGAUCCGAUCCAUUCAACCACUGUACAACAUGAUUGGUUUGAGACGUAGAAAACAGGCUGUUUCAAACCACGUUUUUGAGUCUGUCUUUGGUAACCUGCAUUUUCAGGAGAAAGAAAUUUAGCAAUUGUGCUGAGAAAUGAAUUUCCACAUGGUUUGUCUUAAAGUGUAUCAAAAACACCACAAAGACAUGUAAAUUAAAAAUGUCAUUUUCAUCACAAGGGGACUUUAACUUCAGAUGGGUACGCACUACAACUCUUUUCUGUAAUUUGCUUUCUUUUUGUUUUAGUUUGUUGUUGUUUUAUCAGAACUCUGUUUGUUUGCUGUUGGUUUAUCAGAACUCACAGAAACAUCAUUAUGUUUGUCUAAGACUGUAUACAUGUACAGAAAUUUCCUAAUAGUUUGAUCGCCCCAGACAGCUCCGCUUGGCCGUUUCAAAUCACCAACCUGUAUUCAUUCUGACAGUCUCAUUUACAUACAAUUGAUCUGAUGCACAAACCAAGCAAGCAGUUGGUGACAAUGUUUUUGUCAGGAGUCGGUUGUGGCUGGGCAAACUCAAUGUAAUUUCGACAAUCGUAAUGUGAAGAAAAUGCUAAAUAAUGAGAUAUCUAUUGUAUGGUAAAUCAUAAACAUUUCUAACUGAACAUCUCCCCUCAAAAAACACACACAACGAUAACUCAACAUAUUUGUCAGAACUUCGUCCGAGGUAAAAUUCUAUAUAAAGGCUGUUAAUUGUUAGCAUCAGGUCAAUAAAUCAUGUCAUGAAAUUGCACAGCGUGCACCUGGCUUUAGAGAUGAACGUCUACCCACACACGAAUGAGCAUGUGCGUACAGUCUUGUAGAUUUCCAUUUGACUAGCUGGAUCUCCACUGCGACAGUGUGUAUUAUGACUUUUGUGAAUGCAAUGAAGCAAAUAACAACCACUGUCGCUGUUGUCGGCCUGCAGAAAUGUGUGUAUGACCUUGUAAAUGUGUAUGUAAAAACUUUCAUCAGCAUUUCAAAGAGUCUUGUGGUUUAUGAGAAAGUACAUGACAUUAUAUUAUACACAGAAUUUCCUUGAGA